AUAGUCGAGGCCAACUCAUCAUUUCGAGAUUCUCAACUAGCGGUAGUUUUUCUCUCACACCUGGCCGCAUUACCGCAGACGUGAGGACUGCCCAUUAAGUUGACCUAACACACCGGUAACUUACACGAUCGACUUCAUAGAUAAUAAAAUACACAAUCGUAUUGGAUCAAAUUAACAGCAGAAGUAGCAGCGCGUGGGCAGUUGGAAUAAAAAGUUUCACUGGAAUUUUAUGUGCUCUGACCUAUAUAUUUUGUUCUAUUAGAUAGUAGUCGCGUACCGAAAACAGAAAAAUGCGUGAAGUCAUAUCCAUCCAUGUUGGUCAAGCCGGUAUCCAGAUGGGCAAUGCCUGCUGGGAACUCUACUGUCUGGAACACGGCAUUCAGCCUGACGGCAACGUGAUAGAGAAUGGAUCCAAUGGAGAGAGUUCCAUGCACACGUUCUUCAGUGAGACUGGCUGUGGUAAACACGUACCUAGGGCUCUGUUAGUUGACCUGGAGCCAACAGUAGUAGAUGAGGUCCGAACUGGUACCUACAGACAGUUGUACCAUCCUGAACAGAUGAUUAGCGGCAAAGAGGAUGCUGCCAACAACUACGCCAGAGGUCACUACACUGUCGGCAAGGAGAUCAUUGACCUGGUCAUGGACAGGAUACGAAAGUCUGCUGACCUUUGCAGUGGUCUUCAAGGCUUCUUGGUCUUUCACAGUUUUGGAGGUGGCACAGGUUCUGGUUUUACAUCUCUGAUGAUGGAGAAACUGUCGGUUGAUUAUGGCAAGAAAUGCAAAUUGGAGUUUGCUAUCUAUCCUGCACCACAGAUGUCCUCUGCAGUGGUGGAACCCUACAACUCCAUCUUGACCACACACACUACCUUAGAACACACAGACUGCACUUUCAUGGUAGAUAAUGAGGCCAUCUAUGAAAUUUGUCACCGCAGCCUGGACAUUGAAAGACCCUCUUUCAUCAACCUUAACAGACUCAUUGGUCAAGUGGUCUCAUCGAUCACAGCAUCUCUCAGGUUCGAUGGAGCCCUCAAUGUUGAUUUAACAGAAUUCCAGACAAACCUUGUGCCAUAUCCCAGGAUUCACUUCCCUAUAAUAACCUAUGCACCAAUCAUUUCAGCAGAAAAGGCUUACAGUGAGAGAUUGUCUGUGGCAGACAUCACCAACACUUGCUUUGAGCCACACAGCCAGAUGGUGGUGUGUGAUCCUAGACAUGGAAAAUACAUGGCAUGCUGUAUGCUUUUCAGAGGUGAUGUGGUUCCCAAAGAUGUUAGUGCAGCUAUUGCCAACAUCAAAACCAAGAGAUCCAUACAGUUUGUUGACUGGUGUCCCACAGGGUUCAAGAUUGGCAUCAACUAUCAACCUCCAACAGUCGUGCCAGGUGGAGAUCUGGCCAAAGUGGAGAGGGCAGUUUGCAUGAUGAGCAACACAACAGCAAUAGCAGAGGCCUGGUCUCGGCUGAAUCAGAAAUUUGACCUGAUGUAUGCCAAGAGAGCUUUUGUUCACUGGUAUGUUGGUGAAGGUAUGGAGGAAGGAGAGUUCCACGAGGCCCGCGAGGACCUGGCCGCAUUAGAAAAAGACUAUGAAGAGGUUGGCGCCGACACUGUAAACGGUGCAGCGGAAGAAGAAGGCGAAGAAUAUUAACUCCAACAAAGAAGAGGAAGGAGAAAGAGAUAUAUUUAUGAAGACUGGAGAGCUAUAUUAAAUAUGUUUAAUGUAAACAAAAUGCAUUAUUAUAAGUAUUUCUUACAUCAAAAGUCUUUCUAUUUUCUUAAACUAUAAAAAAAAAAUUACAUUAUUGAGAGAGCAUCUUGUUAGAAACCCUUUUGUUGGAGAAUGUUUAUAAAUAUGACUGUGGUUAGUUAUAAGAUAUGUGGAAAGAACUAUGUUGGUCGAUAUGUUUCUAUAUGAUUUAUAUGUUGGUAAGCGUGUGUGUGUGUGUAAUAUUUGCCCUUGUUUUGCUUCAAAUUUAAAGAAAUUGGAAUGGGUUUAAAUUUAGUAUGAAAUGGUUAAUGCUAAUGGAACCUUGGUUGUAUGUUCAAGAGAUUCAUUUUUCUUUGUCUGGCUUUAAGUUUGUUUCUUCACCAUUUCUUUUUAUAUGCACAGUUCAAUCAAACGUUCAAACAUGUUUGUAUACUUUUUUGUUGUUGCUAUGACUUGAGUUCCUGUAUAAUUUGUACCAACUUCUAAGCCAGAACUACAAAUAGUCUUUGAAUAAAUCAAACGUGCAUAACAACCAAGUUUUCAGUUCGGUUCAGAUGUUUAGUCAAAUAAAGUCAUAGGUUUAAUUUCACUAAACAAUGUGAAAUCAACUUAAACCAGUGGUGCACAACUUUUUUUUCAGUCUAGAAGCCUAAUUAUUUUCCGAUAUGUGUCAGGGGCAGCAACACUGCUUAAAAAAUCUAAUACUAUGAAACUGAGCCUCUGCGAUUUUUGUGUCCACUCUGUACAGGUAUUCUGAAAGGCAUGGUAGCACAACAUUUUGAAUAGAACCUACAGAUCCUAGUUUGGGUAUAACUGAAUUGUGUAUACAUUACACAACUUAAGACUGUAAAUUUAAACAAAGGCUAAAUAAUGUUCAUAAAAAUCUAUAUGUUGCAAUUUCAAAAUAAAAAAUUGUAGCACUGAAUUAUUUAUUAUAUUAAAUGAUACAUAGUUUUAUUUUGAAUAUAAUAAAAAUUCAUAUUUAUUUCUCAUGUCAGAUGUGUGUGUAAAGUUUGUUAGUGGUUAAUAAUAUGUGUGGGUCAGUGUGUUGUGCUUUAGUUUGCCUUAGGAUCUAUGAGGGUGAAUGGUUUAUGGGAACUUGUGGAUAAAGAAUUGUUUCUUUAACUCUCUUGAUCUCCCCUGUGUGGUCAAGUGUGUGUUUGUGUGCCUGUCAGUUUGCAGAGAAUAACCAUAAACUGUUUGACAGACAUUGAACUGUGCUGAAUGUGUAUUGCUCCACGCAUUGUACUGUGUCUGUAGUGCUCCAUGCAUUGUACUGUGUCUGUAGUGCUCCAUGCAUUGUACUGUGUCUGUAGUGCUCCAUGCAUUGUACUGUGUCUGUAGUGCCCCAUGCAUCGUACUGUGUCUGUAGCGCUUCAUGCAUCGUAUUGAGUGUUUAGUGCUCCAUACAUUGUACUGUACUGUGUGUGUAGUGCUACAAACAUUGUACUGUACUGUGUGUGUAGUGCUCCAUACAUUGUACUGUACUUUGUGUGUAGUGCUCCAUACAUUGUACUGUACUUUAUGUGUAGUGCUCCAUACAUUGUACUGUACUGUGUGUGUAGUGCUCCAUACAUUGUACUGUACUGUGUGUGUAGUGCUCCAUACAUUGUACUGUACUGUGUGUGUAGUGCUCCAUACAUUGUACUGUACUGUGUGUGUAGUGCUCCAUACAUUGUACUGUACUGUGUGUGUAGUGCUCCAUACAUUGUACUGUACUGUGUGUGUAGUGCUCCAUACAUUGAACUGUACUUUGUGUGUAGUGCUCCAUACAUUGUACUGUACUUUGUGUAGUGCUCCAUGCAGGGAAUCGUCCAGUGGUAUAAGCUCUUUCUUAAGUCGGUUGUUGCUGUUACCUUUAUACAAAAUGAUUCUGUUUGCUUUAAAAAAAAAUUGAAAUAAUAAAUAAUAAAAAAAAUAAUUUUUAUAAAAUAAAAUCGCAAUAUUUAUUUUUUUAAA
This is a messenger RNA of Biomphalaria glabrata, 3659 nucleotides long. Its product is annotated as tubulin alpha-1A chain-like. The record is from RefSeq and is a predicted model, not a curated record. The coding region runs from base 291 to 1640 and encodes 449 amino acids. Gene Ontology annotation, molecular function: GTP binding; structural constituent of cytoskeleton. Gene Ontology annotation, biological process: microtubule cytoskeleton organization; mitotic cell cycle. Lineage: Eukaryota; Metazoa; Mollusca; Gastropoda; Planorbidae. The transcript has 11 exons. Gene Ontology annotation, cellular component: cytoplasm; microtubule.